Molecule: messenger RNA, 7564 nt
Organism: Hemibagrus wyckioides
Lineage: Eukaryota; Metazoa; Chordata; Actinopteri; Siluriformes; Bagridae
Exons: 18
Coding region: 303-6761 (2152 amino acids)
Source: RefSeq, a predicted model, not a curated record
CUGUUAUUAUGGCUAGUUUCUCAGUGAUGGCGCAGCAGGACGGAAGUUUUGCUAGCUGGGCUAAAUAUGAUAAUAAUGUUACGUUUUAGAAACUUUAAAUUUCUUAACCGAAAUUUCAGUUAAAAAUUCAGUUGAAUAAGAUGACCAAAUUUUCUGGAACCGCUUUGUUGUAGAGAAAUAAUUUAGCUUUAUCUCAACGCAGCUAAGAUUAGCUCGAAGACUAGCCUGAUUACUGUAAGUAGCGCAGCGCUGUAUAGUGCGCAGGUAGGUAGCUGGUGUUGACUUGCAGUUUCGUAAACGAAAUGUCUAAAGGUCGGAAACGGUCGAAAGCCAAAAGAGCUGCAAAAGCUGCAGCAAAAGCAACUGGAUUUGGAAUGCCUUCCGGUGGAUUCGGUGGUGUUGGUCCGCCACAUCCAGUGCCUCGGCUUGAACCAAUGAUGCCUGGAGAUCGCUUUCACAUGAACCCGCCCGACUUUGGACCACCAGUGAUGGAGGAUGGGCCGUUUAGAAAUGAGCCUUCUGAGUUUGCCCUAAGAGACGGGUAUGUGCAAAGACCAGGGUUCCAACCGCAAGAGUUUGAAAUGCUCCCACGCUUCCGUCAUCCAGAUAUGGAGGAUGGACCACGAGGCUUUCACCCAGAGCCAUAUGAAGACCGACCUGAUUUUCAUCCACUAGAGUUUGAAGGCGGACCACCAGGUUUUGUUCCACCAGAAUUUAGGGAUAGACCACCAGGCUUUGUCCCUCCUGAGUUUAGGGACAGACCACCAGAAUUUAGGGAUGGCCCAUCAGAAUUUAGGGAUGGCCCACCAGGCUUUGUCCCACCAGAAUUUAGGGAUAGACUACCAGGCUUUGUCCCUCCUGAGUUUAGGGAUAGACCACCAGGCUUUGUCCCGCCUGAGUUUAGGGAUAGACCACCAGGCUUUGUCCCUCCUGAGUUUAGGGAUGGACCACCAGGCUUUGUCCCUCCUGAGUUUAGGGAUAGACCACCAGACUUUAUCCCUCCUGAGUUUAGGGAUAGACCACCAGGCUUUGUCCCUCCUGAGUUUAGGGAUAGACCACCAGGCUUUGUCCCUCCUGAGUUUAGGGAUGGACCACAAGGGUUUGUCCCUCCUGAGUUUAGGGAUAGACCACCAGAAUUUGUCCCUCCUGAAUUUAGGGCUGGACCACAAGAGUUUGUCCCUCCUGAGUUUAGGGAUGGACCACAAGGGUUUGUCCCACCUGAGUUUAGGGAUGUACCACCCAGGUUCGCCUCAGGGGCAGGAAUCCGGCCAUCACAGUUUGAGGAUGGACCAGGUUAUCGAGCAAAGAGCCCUAAUUGUGGACCACUAGAGGUCCAUCACAAUGCUUCCCCUCUGGCUCCAUGCCCACCUCACAAAGCUCCUCAGGCAACUCAACAAUCCAGUGCUCCUGACAAUAAUGAAAAGAGUAAAAAUUCCUCCACCACUACAACAGCAACAUCUACUCCGAAGAAAGAAAUAUCUGUUGUGAAGAGCAUCUUUAGUUCAGUCAAACCUCCACCUGGGCGAUCACUGGGAGUCAUCACAUUUAUUGCAAACAGCUACGGAUUCAUCGAACGUGAGGAUCUGAAAAAAUAUUCUUUCUCAUUUGAUGCUUUUUUUGGUAAACAUAUCCAUUUGGUGCCUGGGGUUAAAGUGCAUUUCACAGCAGUCAAAGAAUCGGGAAAAGAAUGUGCUACUGAUGUGAAGGUUGCACCACGGGGGACAGAGGAAAUUGAACAGACAGUCUAUGAAGGUGUGGUCACUACAGUGCUUCCUGAUACUUACGUGUUGGAAGCUCAUCCAGGCCGCAUCCGAACCAUUCUUACUACUGAAACUGUAAAACUGCCUUUUGGAAAGAUGGACUCAAAAGCCACCCUACUACUCUUUGACCGGGUGAAAUUCCAACUGCUCACAGAUAUCAUUACAAAGGUGCGCAGAGCAACGAAUAUCACACCACAAAUGCCAGAAACAUUUCAGCUCACCAAGGAAAUCCGGGAAAAGGGUGUUAUAAUGAGCAUCAAGGAUGAUACCUGUAGUAUCAUGUCAAAGAAACAUGAAAACCUCACUGCGCCCCUCAGUGAGUAUCUGUCAGAUGAGCAGUUAAAACUCAUGGAUGAGGUGGAGUUCACAGUUAUAACUGUAAAAGACGUAUUGAAGGCAAUCAGAUUGAAGAAACUUCCUGAGGGAUCAGUGGAGUUUAAAGACAAAGUUAUUGACCCCUCUGCAUGCAAAUCAAUGUGGAAACCAGUGAUCUCCACGGAAGAAGCUGUUGAAGAAAUAAGCAGUGAGAAAUAUGAAGGAACAGUUUCCAAAAUCAUCCCCAAAAGUUGUAUAAAGAAGAUGGGGCAACAGCUGCCACAGGGACUUGUGAUCACCACUGUGGCUGGUGCACAGAAGAGUUUACCAUUUGGUUCAGGCGAUGUGGUCUCACAGGCCACUAUGAUGGUUGGUGACAAAGUCCAGUUCAACAUUGCCACCAAACAGCAGACCAAGGAGGAGCAUGCUGUCAACAUUGAGAUUCAGCCAGAAACAUUUCAACAAGAAUCCACAGAGCAACGAAAGAUAGGCAUUGUUGUAAAAUUGAAUGAUAAUUCUGGCUUCAUCAAGGGUCCUCUGGACCCGCAACUGUUUUUUGAAUUCUCCGAGGUCAUGGAUGACUCCAAGCUCACUUUGUCAGAGAAAGUUGAGUUUACACUAGCAGUGGGGGCUGAAGAAGGUAAACAAGCUAUAAGAAUCAGAAGGCUGACCGAGAGUGUCUUCACAACUGUGCCAAAAAUAGAAGAAAAGAAAGAGAAGAAGAAAAUGACAAUCAAAUUGCUGAAAGACCCAAAAGAGCACAUCAAGAACAGCAACAAUACCACAGAGGGCAAAGAUUAUUCUCUGGCUGCAGAGUACCCAGGCAGGGAAAAAGCUCAGAAGCAGGACAUUAAAGACAAACAGCAAAACCCUAAAAAGAGUAGUAGAGAGCGUAGCGGAAGCCGAGAAAACAGUCGAAGCAAUAGCCGCAGUCAGGAUAAGAGUAGCAGCUACUAUGGCAAGCGCAGGAGCUCCAGUCGUGACAGGAGUUACCGAAGACGGAGCCGCAGUCGUAGUAGCGAUCGCUCUCACAGAUACAGGCAUAGUAAUAGUCACAGCCGUAGCCGCAGUAGAAGCAGGGAAAGGAGCAGUCGGAGUGGAAAAAAGAGAAGUCGCAGCCCAGAAUACAUGGAUGAGCAUCACAGAAGACGGAUCGACAAUAAAGAAAGCAGCAGCAAGAGACGAAGCAGAAGCCCUGAUGGCCAAAACAACACAUCAAAACAUGCUGCCAACUCGCCAUCCGCUGAGGCUGUAAAUAAUGAAUUAGAAAAGAAAAGGAAAGAGUUAUUAGAGCUCAAUGAGUUAAUAGCACGUAAAAAAGCGAUAAUGGCAUUGGAACAAAGCACCAAAAGUCAGUUUAAAGAGGCACUUGAAAUGGAUAGCCAACAUGGGAUUGCUACAUUUGAUUAUCAGCAUAAAACCUAUCUGGAAAACUCCUGGACCCCUGACGUGAAGCCAGUUAGAUCCAUUUUAAAGAAGCACUCUGAAUCUCUCACCAGUUCCCAACAUCAGGAAAGGGAAAGAGGUGACCGUCCCGAAGAGUCAAUGGGAUACCCACAAACUAGCACUUCCAGUAUAUACAUGUCUGCUGGCUCAGUCCCUGCAUGGUUUAAACAGAGUUCUAGAUCGGAGAUUGAAGAUCAGGAAUUAGCAAGGAAAAAGAGACAGUUAGAAGAACUGAGUGAAAGUAUUGCACGUAAAAGAGCCAUUAUAGCCAUGGAACAAAAGGCUAAAGCCCUUAACGAUGGUUCUGAAAUCCAUAAGAAAUAUGAAUUUGCUGCAUGCUCAGAAGACCUGGACCUAACAGUGCCAAACAGGAACACCUGGCAACUUGACAUAAAACCUGAUCUUCAGCCAAAGAAGUCCAUUCUGAAGAAGCGGUCAGAAUCUGUUACUGAACAGCCACAGAAGGAUUUGACUUCAGCUGGUCAGUAUGCUCUUUUUUCAAUGUCUAAACAACUUAAAGAUGAUAGCUCAACUUUCCUCAAUCCCUCUGAGCCUUCAGAUGCUUCAUUUAAAAAACCGUGUAAUCCACCAUCAGUGCCCUCUAAUACUGUUGAUUUUUUCAAGAAACUGAUUGACGCCUCUACCAGUUCAAAUACAAGCAAUAACAAGGCAAUUGGUCAGCAGUCAUUUCAGUCAAGUUCUGGUUCAUUUUAUGACCAAAAAAGUACCAGAGAGUCCAAAGACCAAAGUUAUUCAACCUCACCUUCCCAGAUAUCCCAGUUUUCUCACAAGGAUUGUAACCAGGCUUCCACAAGUGAGGUUUCCUCAACCCAGGCUUCAGCUUCAAUGCGUAAGAGUAAUCUUGCAACACAAAUGGAACGCUUCCUUGGUGCUUUAAAUAAAGCAGAUUCAAAUUUGCUGUCUUCAUUGUUGAGAGAUGCUAGAAAAGAUUCUGAUCCACUGGAGAGUCGGAGGAUCCCACAAGAGCAGAAAGAAAGAAAGGUGUCUUGUGGUGAUGAAUUGUAUGAUCCAUUCAAAGAAACGGAUUGCAAUGAAGACACCUAUCCCUUAAUGGGCAACAGACAGAAAAUGAAUCCUAUGUUGGGACAUAAAGAAAGCAUAAUUGAAAGCUCCCAGGACGAUCUGUUACCACAUGAAAGAGCUGUGGUAGAUGGUAGUGGCUUUUCCAAAAUUGUUGGAAUGAAAUAUGGCAUUGAAGCUAAGCCUGAGAAUCGGUUCCUUUAUGGAGAGGCAACACCUACUAGUAGUCAGAGCAGACUUUCAGAAGAGCAUGAAAAAUUUAUGGAGGUGUGUGAUAAAUUUAAACCGUCACAAGAUCGUUACACUGAUGAGCCAUACUAUGAUGACUCGAAAUAUGUAGAGGACAGAGAGAGACACAAAAGACAAAAAACAUCUAACAAGCGCAGAGUAGAAGGCAGCCUAAGCUCAGUGCAACGCAAAUCAGAGGAUUCCCACGAAGAUGCGGACCAAAAAGCAAGCCACUAUAAAACAAUUCAGGAUCUUCUGCAAACCAUUGGUCUUAAUUUAGACACGACCGAUAUAAGCAAGCUAGCUGAUAGGACAAAUGAGCGCCUGUAUGGUAAGAAAGUCAAACCUCGGAGGUCUCACUCUUCUGAUCACAAAGAUGAACGAUCAGUACGUAGGUAUGAUCGAAGAGAUAGUAGUCAUUCAACUGAUUCUGAGGGUGGCCGUUCUGUAUCCCCUGCCAAAACCUCUAAACGUGAGGUCUACAUGAGCUAUUUGGAUUCUCUGAAGUAUCGUCACGACGACGCCGCAGCUGGGGAACGGGACAUUUUUAGCCUUAAAAGGACUAUUAGGAACAGUCCAGAAGCCAAACAAAUGACACCAGAGCCAUAUAAAAUUGCUCCACCAGAAGUCUCGCAUGAAGCCUUCUCAGCAGUUCAGUCUGCUACUUUGCAGUAUACUCAAAUAUCCAGUGAAUACUCCUCAGCUGCACACCAUGUUAAUGUCAAGCCAGAUUCCCAGCACUAUAGUUAUGCUAUGGAAGGAGAACAAAAUCCCUAUGGGUCAGUUUCUGUAAAUCCUCUGCAUUAUGCUACUGGCUAUCCGACAAUACCCUCUCAAUUACCACCUGGCUAUGCGGAUUAUACAGCAUCUGCCGGCCCUUCAUUAAUGAUGCCACCAAGCCCUGCCCAGUUCUAUCCAGCACACUCUACUUUUACCGCACCAGGAACUUAUGGUCCUCCUCCAACAGCUCCUUAUCCACCCACAUCAGGCCAGUUUGGCUUUGCCAUGCAGCCUAGCAGCUCUGGUUAUACCACCCAGCAGGCUAAGACAAAACCCAUUCCACAAAGCAGGUGUCUCAAAACAAUACAAACAGUGCAAACAGUGCAGAAUUCUGUUAGUGUAAAGCUUUCUGCGGCCAAGGAAGUAUGUACUGUCAUUACCAUACAGACACAAAAAGAGCCUAAUAAUACUGAAGGUGAAACUGAAUCCCAAAAGGCACCCAUGAUGGAAGAUGACAUCAAGGCUAAACAGAAAAAAAGGCUGGAGCAGUUUAAUCAGAGAAUGAGACUGAAGAAGGAACAGCAAAUGGAAGCCCAGCGAACACGAGGACAAAACCAGAAAUCAGCACCAGGAAAAGUUAUCCGAACAGAAGUAAAGAAUGUCUGGAUAUGUGGCCACUCCCUUGUGUUCUGGGCUGAGAAGAGGGCCACAUCUCCUGAAAUAGGUAUGCAGCUUGGUAUGGACCCCAAUACUGUACGCAUCUGGUGGAAGGGUGUGCAGGGCAUGACAUGGCAACAGCUUCUGCCCCAGCUACUCCAACUAAAGGACAACUGGCCCAAACCUGACGUGAUCCUUAUUCAUCUGGGUGGAAAUGAUCUUGGCACGAUGACCCCAGAGACCUUUGUAUUAGCAGUGAAGAAAGACCUGAUUUCACUGAAGAGCAUUUUUCCUGAAUGCCGUCUCGUUUGGUCAGACAUCCUGCCACGCAAAUCCUGGAGACACUCAAAUGACAGCACGGCAGUGAACAACAUGCGACAGGCGAUCAACAAAACAAUACGCGGUAUUAUGGCAGAGCUUGGGGGUUCUUCAUUGACACAUGACAACAUUUUGCCAAAACUGGAUACUGGCCUCUACAGACCAGAUGGAGUUCACCUGUCUGGUAAAGGGAUCGACACUUUUAACUUAAACAUGCAAGACUUUCUUGAGAAGUGGGAAAGUGAGAUAAGUGAGCCAGAGACUUCUGAAAGCUAAAACGAUUUUUAUCCUAAUCUUUCAGUAUCUCUUUUGUACUGUGAAACUCAUUCUUGGAAUUCAUUCUUAUACUUCUUUCAGUGUUACAGUUGGAUAUCAGCCCUAUGCUUAUCUUAUCUGAAUGCAAGUGCAUGUUUUAUUAAAUGAACUUAACACUAAAUGAGUGUUAAAACUUCUGUUGUCUGUUAAUAUUUAGUAAUUUCUGUAAUUAUAUGUAGAUUUAGUUUUUUAUUAUGGUUGUUAAAAAAUGAGAACAAAAAAAUAAAAGACAAUACUCGACUCGAUGCCGUCUCUUUAUUUAAUGCACUGAGUUUCCUUCUUUCUAUCUGUCUGUCUGUCUAUCUAGCUUUCUUUCUUUUUAAACAAAACAAAAACAAAUCCAAAACCUUUUAAAUAAGCUAAUUGUGCCUUUGUUAACUCUUUUGGUCACAUUUUGUGCAUAUACAUACAUACAUACAUACACAAUAAGUUUUGCUUGUUGUACUGUAAGUGCAAAAUUCUGUUUCCUAACAAUGUAUUUAUGUACAUCUGUUCAACAUAUGUUGUGUGUGCUAUGCUUUUAUGCCUUCUGCAAUAAAAUGAUAUAAUAGCCAGAAAUGUCAAUGGAUAGUCUUUAUUUAAAAAAAAACCCCAAAAAACCUUUCCCAUUACAAACAUCAGUUUGAUGUCCAUACAGUGGUUGCUUUUCUUUUUUCCAGGAUGUUAGGGAACUCCUUUAGUUUACUGUGUUUUUGGGAUAGAUUUAGAAGUAUACUUCGAUCACCUGCUGGACUGCAUGUACCCAUGGACCUGAAGGAGAGGAA